Molecule: messenger RNA, 3042 nt
Organism: Sardina pilchardus (European sardine)
Lineage: Eukaryota; Metazoa; Chordata; Actinopteri; Clupeiformes; Clupeidae
Gene: fxr1
Product: FMR1 autosomal homolog 1
Exons: 18
Coding region: 55-2109 (684 amino acids)
Biological process (GO): negative regulation of translation; regulation of mRNA stability; regulation of filopodium assembly
Cellular component (GO): presynapse; growth cone; neuronal cell body
Molecular function (GO): protein homodimerization activity; mRNA 3'-UTR binding; translation regulator activity
Source: RefSeq, a predicted model, not a curated record
GUAAGAACCUAUGCAUUUCUAGAAUCUCUUCCCAGAGUGCUUUGCUUGUCCAAUAUGGAGGAACUUACGGUGGAGGUGCGAGGCUCCAACGGAGCUUUUUAUAAGGGCUAUGUCAAGGAUGUGCAUGAAGAUUCACUCUCCAUUUCCUUUGAAAAUAACUGGCAACCAGAGAGACAGUUUCCCUUCAAUGAUGUCCGGUUGCCGCCACCCCCUGAUGCCAAGAAAGAGAUUGGUGAAGGGGAUGAAGUGGAGAUCUUCUCCCGAGCAAAUGAUCAGGAACCUUGUGGCUGGUGGCUAGCUAAAGUUCGCAUGACUAAAGGAGAUUUUUACGUGAUUGAGUAUGCAGCCUGUGACGCCACCUACAAUGAAAUAGUCACAUUUGAACGCCUCAGGCCUGUGAACCAAAACAAGCCUGUGUCAAAAAACUCCUUCUUCAGAUGCACCGUUCCCAUUCCUGACGACAUAAAAUCAGCGUGUGAAUGUGAACAGGCACACAAGGACUUCAAGAAGGCAGUGGGAGCCAGCCGGAUAUUUUACAGUCCUGAAAAAGGCCAGUUGGUUGUGUUGUCCAAGAAUGAAUCCACAGUCAAGCGUGUUCCCCUGCUCAGUGACAUGCACCUGCGGAGCAUCCGCACCAAGCUGAUGCUGAUGUCCAGGAACGAGGAGGCCACUAAACACCUAGAGAGCACAAAGCAGCUGGCUUCAGCCUUCCAGGAGGAGUUCACUGUUCGAGAGGACCUGAUGGGCCUGGCUAUCGGGAGCCACGGGAGCAACAUCCAGCAGGCCAGGAAGGUACCUGGAGUCACUGCCAUCGAACUGGAUGAACAAAGCGGCACGUUCAGGAUUUACGGAGAGAGUGCUGAAGCCGUAAAGAAGGCGAGAAGCUAUCUGGAGUUUGUGGAGGACUCUGUGCAGAUUCCCAGAAAUUUGGUUGGCAAAGUAAUUGGCAAAAAUGGAAAAGUCAUCCAGGAGAUUGUUGAUAAGUCAGGGGUGGUGAGGGUACGCAUUGAAGGGGACAAUGACAAUAAACUCCCUCGACAAGAGCUUCUGUCAUGUCACCAGGGAAUGGUCCCGUUCACAUUUGUCGGCACAAAGGAGAGCAUCGGCAACGUUCAGGUUCUGCUGGAAUACCACAUCGCCUACCUGAAUGAGGUGGAGCAGCUGCGUAUGGAGCGCCUGCAGAUCGACGAGCAGCUCCGGCAGAUCGGCAUGGGCUACAGACCCCAGCCUGGGCGCCCGGGAGACAAGGACAAGGGCUACACCACGGACGACAGCGCCUCCAACAUGCCCCUCCACAACAGCCGCUCCUACUCGGGCAGGGGCCGCGGGCGCAGGGGCCCCAACUAUACGUCUGGCUAUGGCACCAACUCCGAUCAGUCCAAUGCCUCUGAGACAGAGUCCGAGCGCAAGGACGAACUGAGCGAUUGGUCUCUGGCGGCCGAGGAGCCAGAGCGGGGCCCGCGGCAGCAGAGGGACAGCCGCCGGAGACCCGGUCCUGGGCGUGGACGAGGAGCACCGUGGGGGAGAGGCCGUGGAGGAGGGAGAGGAGGCUCGACCUCCAUCAGCUCUGUUCUUCGUGAUCCUGAUGGGAACCCGUACAGCCUGCUAGACAACACGGAGACGGACCAGACGGCCGACACGGACGCAAGCGACUCUCACGCCAACAGUGCAGGAAACCGUCGUCGUAGGUCUCGCCGUCGCCGCACCGACGAGGACGCCACCCUGAUGGACAACAUGAGCGAGUCUGACAAUGCCUCGCUUAGUGAGAAUGGCCUAGAUGAUUCUGAGGCCAAGCCACAGCGCCGUAACCGUAGCAGGCGUCGCCGUCUCCGUCCUCCCGAGGAGAGGCAGCCAGUGACUGUGGCGGAUUACAUAUCACGUGCUGAAUCGCAAAGCAGACAGAAGAAUCCAAAAGAUUUGAAGAAGAAAAAAGACUUGGGACAAGUGGACUCUAUCGCAGAGCACAGCCCUUCGGCCACCACGAGCAAUGGCCCGAGCACCAAAGGUGGCGACACCGGAAAAGCUCAGCGGGUCUCUGCUGAAAGGCCGUCGAAAGUCAAUUACCAGGACAACGGAAAGAAGCAGGCUGUCAUGAACGGAAUCUCUUAAAGUGGCUGUCAUCGUCUUUUCUUUCUUUUUUUUUUGAAGAAAAAACAAACUCCUAACCGUUACAUUUUUACAAUAGUGCUUGUAAAAGCUUGCCAAAGAUAGACAUAUGGACUUCCAGAUUUCUCUCUACUGCACUUUUCAGUUCCUUCACCAUGGAACAAAAAUGAAGGGGUGGGAAGGUUUUGAUUAAUUAUGGAAGAGAAGGAAAUAAGAAAAAUAAUACAUACAUAAAUAAAUAAACACACACACUAAGUUGCGCCUAAUGAUGUUUUUAAGUACAUGAUCAGAUGUUGUGCCUUUGGUGAGUACAAAUAGACAAAGUUGGCCGGUUCUUUAAAACGUAUCUGGAAAUUAAGACGAUGACAAUGGGGAAGAGUCUAGGCAUCUUAACAUUUUAUUGAGGAGAGUUAGCUGCUUUUUUGUUACAUUUUAAUAUGCAACCACUUCUUCAUAUGUGGAAAAACUAGGAAAUGCAGUCUGGAAAAGGAAAAAAAAAAUUGCACUGAAUUGUAACACUUUCCCUUUAGAAAACUUCUGGUCUGGAAACUGGUCUGUUAUUGUUGUUGUCCAUUUUAAAUGCUUCAAGAAAAGCACUCCGCUGAGAUAUUUUAAGUUUGUUUCUCAUACUUUGGCAGGAAGGUAAUUGACAGUGACUGUUUUUGCAAAAGAAGCCUUUUUUGGUUUAUUUAUUAUGAAAUGUACAGUAUUUAAGAAGUAAGCAGUUAUUUUCUGUCAACACUAAACUGGCUGAACGCACUUGCACGCAGGUGACAAUUUGGACUACUGAAAGAUCAAUUUCCAGAUAUUCUGUUAUGUAAACUACGUUUGUUAGUCCUUAUUUUUUUUUUAAAUGAUCAUUAUGGUUGUUUGAUGUGCAAUAUGUUUUGUAUGCAAGUAGUUCUUAAAUAAAAAUUUGAUCUUCCAGACAAUGUU